AGAUCGUCUGCUGUAGUCGCGGUAUAGCGUAGGAGCGCGCUGCUAUGACUGACGCAUCAUGAUGAUGCCACCGCUAAUCGGGUAUGGCAGAUGUCGAUGCCGGAUGAGCUGUCAACAUCGGUGCAGGGAGUAUUGCGUACCAUGAUUUCUGGAGUAAUGCUAGUCCAGUGCUUUACAGUAUACGUCUAUCUCGCAACGUAUAUCGUUCUACUGUACCCAGUGUUUUUGGAAGAAAGACCGGCUCUUGUUUUGCCAUGGCUUCUGGUCGCCGCUAUAAGGAAGCUGCUCUGCGAACUAACGAGCCUAGCUUUGGGCCUCGGAACUUGCGUGUUGCUGGGCGCAGCGAGGUCGCCUUGUGUAAAAUUCGUCAUUGUCAAAUUUGCUUCGAUAACGCCGAGUUUUUAUAUGUGGGUGAUUACUUUAAGCUAUUACAACGCUUUGAAAGUAGUUGCAGCCUUUAAAACCUUUCCUAAUGUAGUGCCAGCUUCCCAUUGUGAUUAUGGACUCGAACUUGCUAUAAGGCGACGUCGCACUAAGUCUCUCCAGGGGGAAGAGCAGUUACGUAGGAAAUUAUUGACAAAUUUUUAUGGGGAGCAAACUGUAUCAUCAAACGAUGAAAUCGGUUUCAUUCAAAGAAAUGAACACAUAUCGCGUAUGGUCCAUUCCACAGAUACCAGUAUAGCUGACAGUAAUGACAAAAUUAUUAACGUUAUACAAGGUCAAUUGGAGACAUCAAAGAGAUUAUCCGAAGCAGGUUCAUAUGAAGAUUGGUGUAUAAAUGAAAUCGUAAUACCCCGAGAUACAGAUCGUAUACUCGAACAAUUCGUUUUAAUGUCUUUACGGGUUAGUGAUUACUUAAAAAAGGAAGGCACAGAUUCUAUGAAUUCUCAAAGUCUUAUAUUAAAGACAUCAAAUUUUUCAUAUAGACAAGAUGCUUUACAUUGUGCAGCCAUUACAACUGAUAUUAUGGAUAAUUCUUCAUAUUUAGGAAGUAUUAAAGGCAGUACAGCUUCUUACUUAAAAGAAUACCCGAAGAUAUUCAUGAAAAAACCAUCACAUGAUCAAACUCCACACAAUACUCAGAAUCUUAAUAGCGCCCUUGUGUCUAGUUCCAACAACAGCGAAUGUAAACGUUCAAAUUUGGAAACCUUUGAUAGUUUUGAUACGAUGGAACAAAGUUUUAGUCCAAAACAAUAUUCUUACGAAAAUAAUAUUAGCACGCAGCGAAUCGAUAGAGAUCUGACACUAACACAAGAAAAACCAAAAUGCUGCCAUAAAUUAUGUAGAAUGCGCAGCAUUGAUAUUCCAAUAGAGACGAACGAAGAAACAACUAGAAAUAGUGAUGAAUCAAUAGAGUCAGUUGGUAAUCUUAAGGUGAUUGCUAAGAAAUUCAAUGAUGUAAGAUUAACAGAAACUCAAGAUACCGAAGUGGAUGAAACACCUAGCAUAGUAUCUUUAAAUAAUUCAAAAUAA
Molecule: messenger RNA, 1473 nt
Organism: Bombyx mandarina (wild silkworm)
Lineage: Eukaryota; Metazoa; Arthropoda; Insecta; Lepidoptera; Bombycidae
Source: RefSeq, a predicted model, not a curated record